GCGGGCCCGUUCUUCCGACCGCCGGAGCCACGCCCCGGGCACCGCCGCCGGCCGGGCUUCCCCAGCAGCUCGCCUGAGGGAAAGCGCGGGCGCCGCUCGCGAUCCAUCGCUUGCGGCCUUCGGGCGCCGUCGGAACUCCGCGCCCGCAGCCCCUUCCCUGCCGAAUGGCGCCGAGGGCCCAGCCCCCCGACGGGGGCUGGGGGUGGAUGGUGGUGCUCUCGGCGUUCUUCAUGUCGGCGCUGGUGUUCGGGGUGCUGCGCUCCUUCGGCGUCUUCUUUGUGGAAUUUGUGGCGGUGUUCGAGGAGCAGGCAGUGCGCGUCUCGUGGAUCGCCUCCAUAGGAAUCGCGGUGCAGCAGUUCGGGAGCCCAGUGGGUAGUGCCCUGAGCACGAAGUUCGGGCCCAGGCCCGUGGUGAUGACAGGGGGGAUCUUGACUGCCCUGGGGAUGCUGCUCGCCAGCUUUGCUACCUCCUUGACCCACCUAUACCUGAGUAUUGGCUUGCUUUCAGGCUUUGGUUGGGCCUUGAGCUUCACUCCGACGAUAGCCUGCCUGUCGCGUUACUUCUCUCGCCGGCGAUCUCUGGCCACAGGGCUGGCACUUACUGGAGUGGGCCUCUCUUCCUUUGCCUUUGCCCCUUUUUUCCAGUGGCUGCUCGGCCACUAUGCCUGGCGAGGGGCCCUGAUGCUGGUAUCUGCCCUUUCCUUACAUGUGGUUGCCUGUGGUGCUCUCCUUCGCCCACUCUACCUUACUGAGGAUCCUGCUGUGGGUGGCCCUGGGGUCCAGCUUGCCUCCUUACUUCACCAUGGCCCCUUUCUUCGUUAUACUUUUGCUCUCACCAUGAUCAACACUGGCUAUUUCAUUCCCUAUGUUCACCUGGUGGCCCAUCUCCAGGACCAGAAUUGGGACCCACUUAUUGCUGCUUUCUUCCUCUCGGUGGCUGCUAUUUCUGACCUUGUGGGGCGUGUGCUUUCUGGGUGGCUAGGGGAUAUAGUCCCAGGGCCUGUUGCACGGCUGACGGUGUUCUGGACCACCCUUUGUGGGAUAUCAAUGGCCCUGUUCCCUGUGGCUCAGAGUUUCACAGCCCUGAUGACUUUGGCGGUGGCCUACGGAUUCACAUCAGGGGCCCUGACCCCAGUGGCCCUCUCCAUGCUGCCUGAACUGGUGGGGACUGGAAGGAUAUACUUUGGCCUGGGACUGGUGCAGAUGGUAGAGAGCAUCGGGGGGCUGCUAGGGGCUCCUCUGUCAGGCUACCUCCGGGAUGUGACAGGAAACUACACAGCUUCUUUCAUGGUGGCUGGGGCCUUCCUCCUUGUGGGGAGUGGAGUUCUCAUCACCCUGCCCCACUUCUGCUUCUCAGUUGCUACCUCCAAGCUUCAGGACCCUGUAACAGAUGCAUUGGAUACCAAAGCCCCCCUGCCCAAGGAAGGGCAGUCAGACCCGGGAAGUCAGAGUCUGGCAGUACCAGGUGUCCUGACACAUUUUGGUGCCCAAGGAACUACAGAGCCUUAAACAUCUUAACCCAUGUCCCCCAGAGCAGGCCUGGGCUUCCUGUGAUGUGUAUGCCAACUCUUGUACAUUGUUGAGACUCAUCUGUUUACUGUCACCAUCCUUCCUGAAGAAUUCAGGAGAUGGGUUAAAAUUCAAAGGUGAAGAGAUUAUUCUACAUAUUCUACAGUGCUC
This is a messenger RNA of Sorex fumeus (smoky shrew), 1679 nucleotides long. RefSeq names its product solute carrier family 16 member 13 (gene SLC16A13). Gene Ontology annotation, biological process: transmembrane transport; monocarboxylic acid transport. The record is from RefSeq and is a predicted model, not a curated record. The transcript is spliced from 5 exons. The coding region runs from base 165 to 1508 and encodes 447 amino acids. Gene Ontology annotation, molecular function: monocarboxylic acid transmembrane transporter activity. NCBI's taxonomy places the organism in Eukaryota, Metazoa, Chordata, Mammalia, Eulipotyphla, Soricidae.